Cadophora gregata is the source of this 1044-nucleotide messenger RNA. RefSeq lists its product as uncharacterized. The transcript is spliced from 10 exons. The coding region runs from base 1 to 1044 and encodes 347 amino acids. Lineage: Eukaryota; Fungi; Ascomycota; Leotiomycetes; Helotiales; Ploettnerulaceae. The record is from RefSeq and is a predicted model, not a curated record. Gene Ontology annotation, molecular function: zinc ion binding; oxidoreductase activity.
AUGUCUAACUUGCCAAAGGAAAUGAAGGCAUUGAGGUACUCUAAGCCAGAAGAAUAUGGUAUUGUCACCGUCCCGCUCCCCAAGCUUCGCCCGAACGAUGUCUUGAUCAAAGUCAAGGCUUGUGGUGUGUGCGGUACAGAUCUCCAUAUCCAUGAGGGAGAGUUUAUUGCAAAGUUCCCACUGAUUCCCGGACACGAGACUGUUGGUGUAGUUGCUGCUAUUGGUGCCGAGGUCAGGGGCUUUACUGUCGGUGAACGCGUCGUUGCAGACAACUCCGAGUUGUGCAAUGAGUGCUUUUACUGCAGACGUGGGCAACUUCUCCUCUGCGAGCACUUCGAAGCUCAUGGUGUCACCAUGGAUGGAGGUUUCGCGGAAUACUGCGCCUACCCAGCUGGCAAGGUGUUCAAGAUCCACAACCUCUCAGACGUCGACGCCACUCUCCUUGAACCUGCCUCCUGCGCUGCACACGGUUUGGACAAAAUUGCUCCUAAGCUCGGUUCGUCUGUACUCAUGUUCGGAGCUGGUCCCACUGGAUUGGUAUUGGCUCAGAUGCUUCGUCAGAAUGGUGGAUGCCACGUCGUCGUUGCGGCGCCCCAAGGUCUCAAGAUGGAGCUCGCGAAGAAGCUCGGUGCUGGUGAUGAAUACAUAGAGCUCUCGCGCUCAGAGCCAGAGGUCCAGUUCCAGAAGCUCAAGGCCGACCACCCUUACGGUUUCGACAUCGUCGUUGAAGCGACCGGAUCACCAAAGAUUUUGGAAGAUGCUAUCAACUACGUCAGACGCGGAGGUAAGCUAGUCGUGUACGGUGUCUACUCCGCUUCUGCCCGCGUCUCUUGGCCACCAAGCAAGAUCUUCGGUGACGAGAUCACCAUCUUGGGCUCAUUCUCGGAGACCUACAUGUUCCCCGCCGCCAUCGACUACCUAGAUUCCGGCAAGGUCAAGGUGGAGGGAAUCGUCAACAAGACCUACAAGCUUGAGCAAUGGGGCGAGUGCUUGGAGGCUAUGAAGAACAAGACGGCCAUCAAGGCUGCUAUCGUUUUCGAGUAG